AUGGCAAUAUCUUCAAGCGCAAAUAUCAUUGUCGACCCCGAUGGAGAUUUAGUCCUCCUCUUGGAUCCGAACGUACCAAAAUCCCCAAAAUCCGACUCUUUUUCUUCAGUAGACGCCGAAGCUACUAACGCACCAAACGAUGACAUCUCCACGGAAUCAGAGAUGAUACGUUCCCUUGAUGGUGAAACAUCAGAGACUUCGCAGGACGAGCCACUUCCGAUUUACAGCGACCAUAUACUGGUAUCUUCGAAACAUAUGUCUCUAGCCUCACCAGUAUUUAAAGCAAUGCUUCAGGGCGGUUUUAGAGAGGCUAUUACCUUAAAGACAACGGGAAAACUUGAGCUUCCACUUCCAGAUGACGACCCCGCUGCCAUGAAGAUAUUGAUCGAUAUGAUCCACGGCCGUAUGAAAUUGAUCCCGGCAAAGAUUAACUUGGAGUUGUUCACGCAAUUAGCUAUUCUAGUAGAUAAAUACCGUUGCGCGGAAGUCGUUUGUCCAUAUCAUGACAUUUGGAAAAAUACAGUGCAGGAUUGGGCCUUUACGAGUGAAGAUAUGACUCGCUGGCUUUGUGUAGCUUGGCAGUUUGAGCUGGAUGCAGAGUUCCGUCAAGCUUCGACUUGGAUAGAGGGGCAAGCUACUUGUGAUCUCGUGACAACAAUGGCAAAAAUGAAGUACAAUCUACCAAUUCCGAAACAAGUAACUGACAAAAUAGAGAUGUAUCGCCUAGAAGGAAUUAGAAAAGCUGUCAAAUAUCUCGAAGAUUUCAUCAAGAUGUAUCAAAAUCCCGACCAUCGUUGCACUGCUACAACAAUUCCAGAAAUCGAGUAUAAGGAUCCAAAUCAGAGGGAUACAUAUCCUUAUUCAAGCAGAAGUCGUUCAGAUACAACACAGAUAUCAUUCCUGAACUAUGAUGAGGUCGUAUCUUACAGACGAGACUGUGACUCGAUGCUACUUGGCUCUUUGACAAAGAGUGCGAUUGAGCAUGGAUUAUUUCCUCUGCCAGUAUCACCAUACACUUCAUGGUCUAUGAUUUCUCUACGCCAUAAAAUUGGACUCCUUCAGGCCAGUAGUUUAUGUUCUAAACUCCUGAAGACAUCUGUCGUCCAACAUGACGUCAUCGACGGACUCAAGACGUCUGUUCGUGCUAUUAUGACGUUAGGCCUAACUUUGAAAGACGGUAAGAAGUUGGUUAGCAAUACAUGA
Molecule: messenger RNA, 1203 nt
Organism: Botrytis sinoallii
Lineage: Eukaryota; Fungi; Ascomycota; Leotiomycetes; Helotiales; Sclerotiniaceae
Exons: 2
Coding region: 1-1203 (400 amino acids)
Source: RefSeq, a predicted model, not a curated record